Molecule: messenger RNA, 1245 nt
Organism: Papilio polytes (common Mormon)
Lineage: Eukaryota; Metazoa; Arthropoda; Insecta; Lepidoptera; Papilionidae
Product: protein yellow-like
Exons: 5
Coding region: 107-1201 (364 amino acids)
Cellular component (GO): extracellular region
Source: RefSeq, a predicted model, not a curated record
CGGUUGCAUAAAUUCUGGUUCGCAGCAGGUCGAUGUUACAUUACGUAGUGGGAACGCGCUGUGGGCAGACGCGACCGAUCAUUUUACGCAAAACAAUUUUAUUAAGAUGAGAAUAUUAUGCCUGAUACUAUGUAUCGGGCUGGCGGCUGCAUACAGACAUCAUACUCACAAUAGAGCGCUGAAUACUCUGUACAGAUGGAAACAAAUCGAUUUUGCAUAUCCCAGUGACCAGGAGAAACAGCAAGCGAUAGCUAACGGACAGUUUAACCAGACCAACGUAAUACCGCUCGGUAUAGAACGAUGGCGAAACCGGAUCUUUCUCAGUACUCCUGCUUGGAAAAAGGGGGUACCGGUGACAUUAUCAACGUUGCCCACAUCAGCGGGCGAGGCCUCGCCGCAACUCACACCAUACCCCAGCUGGGAUUGGCAUAACGCGGGUAACUGUACUGGAUUUACGUCAGUAUUCCGAAUGAGUGUAGACCACUGCGGUGUGAUGUGGGUGUUGGACUCAGGACAAGUGGAGGCCUUUGAGGCGCCACGUCAGCUCUGCCCACCGACAUUAUUUGCCAUUGACUUAGACACAGACACUGUUAUUGGCAAAUAUCCUAUCCCGAAAGAAUUCGUCCUCCAAAACUCGCUGAUCACAAACCUUGUCGUGGACUCGAGAGACUCCCAGUGUAGAGAUCUGCAUGUUUACAUCGCCGAUGCUUGGCGUUUUGGACUCAUCGUGUUUAGAAAUUCCGAUUCAUACUACCACGCUAUGUCUAGCUCUCUAGAAUUUGUGGUCAGUACAUCUGUGUUGCGGGAUCCCUCUCGUGUCAACAACGCGGUGGACGAGUUCAAACUGCUCGGUGAAAGCCGAGGUCCAGGCGGUCAGGUCUCUGCAGCAGCAAUCGAUCGAAAUGGAAUUAUGUUCUUCAACCUAAUAUCACAAGACAGUAUUGGAUGUUGGAAUACCUACACUGAGUAUGAAAGCAGAAAUUGGGAUAUAGUAGCUAGUAGCAAUGAAAUAUUAGUGUUUCCCAACGAUUUACGAAUUGACCACGAAGUACCUCAAUUUGCAUGGAUAAUAUCAAACCGGUUACCAAUGUAUCAAUUUAAUUUGAUAGACCCGAAUCAAUACAACUAUCGUGUUCUCUACUUAGAUCCUUUAGAAGCUGUUGAGAAUACUGUUUGUCAGCCUCGAUUAUAUAGCUUUUAAGACAUGUAACAUAAAACGUAUAUAUCAAAAAUACCUAUAAUGAA